AUGGUAGCUGGAGCUGAGGCUCCAGAAGGCAGCAGCAGCGGCAACCCCUGGCUGCCGCUGCAGCAGCAAGAGCAGCAGCAGUCAACGGAGCAGCAGCAGCCAGCAACACAACAGCAGCAGGAGCAGCAGGAUCUGCCUGCACAGCAGCCCCAAAGUCCCCCAGGAACACCGCAUCAGCAGGAGCAGGAGCAUCAGCAGCAGCAGCAGCAGCAUCAGGAGCAACAGCAGCAGCGGCAACAGCAGCAGCAACAGCCGCAGCAGCGACAGCAGCAGCAGCAGCACGAAGGAGUGAGCCGCAGCAGUAGCAAUACCAUAGACUACCCAAUCCGCUUUCCUUCUGACCAGAGUUCAAUCGCCGCCUCCCCCCGCGGCUCUAGAGAAGGAAGAACUGUCUGGGAGCUGCUGCAGCAGCAGCACCAGCAGCAGCAACAGCAGCAGCACCAGCAGCAGCAGCAGCACGGCCGCCAAGCCGAGCAGCAGAAAAUUACAGCAGCGGCAGCAGCAGCAGCAGCUUCUGAUUCCGAACAUCAGCCCCUUCCUCCUAUUCCUUCCUUUCCUUCUUCACCGCGCCAACAAAACUCUGCAGCCGCACAGAAGCAGCAGCAGCAACAGCAACAGCAACAGCAGCAGCAGUUGCUGCUGCAACGCGAAGCGGAAGAGCAGAAGGAGCAGCAGCAGCAGCAGCAGCAGCAGCCAUGGGCGAGCAGCCCCUUUGUUGAGGCCUAUCCCUCGCCUGUGUCGGAUGCUCAUAGAGUCACAACAGCAAGAGAAGGACACCCACAGCAGCAGCAGCAGCAGCAGCAGCAGCAGCAGCGGGAGGAGGAGGAGGAGGAGCAGCAGCAGCAGCACCAGCAGCAGCUGGUGGUGCAGGGUGAGGCGCCCGUCUCCUCGGGCGAUGAGGCAGCAGACAAGAAGGAGCAGCAGCAGCCGUCCUCAACAGCAAAUAGCAGCAGCGAGAGUAGCAGCAACAGCAACAGUAGUAGCAACAGCAGCAGGAGAAACAGCAGCAGCAGCAGCAGCAGCUGCAGCAGCAGCAACAGCAGCAGCGGGGAAGUAGAGAGGCCAAGCCCCCACUCCGCCCCCCACCCCGUCCUUCUAUCGUUUACAUUUCCUCGCAGUGACAGUGAACAGCAGCAGCAGCAGCAGCGACAGCAGCAGCAGCAGCAGCAACAGCGUCAGCGGCAGCGUCGUAGCCCUUUCUGGGCCCCUUCUGCAGCAGCAGCAGCAGCAGCGGCUGCUGCUCCUGCUGCUGCUGCUGCUGAAUUCCCCCAUCGGCAGCGCUCUACCAGUUUAGAGGCCCCCAGUAGACAUACCUGGCGGAACCCCCGACAGCAGCAGCACAAGCUGCAGCAGCAGCAGCAGCAGCAGCAGCAGCAAAAACUGCAGCAGCAGCAGCAGCAGCAGGUGUGGAAACGAUGGCAGCCGCCACCGCCUCCAGCUGUGCCCUUUCCCGGCAGCAGCUGCACGCUUGCUGCUUCUCCUUGGAGCAGCAGCAGCAGCAGCAGCAGCAGCAGCAUCAGAAGCAGCAGCAACAGCAGCAACAGUAGCAACAGCAAAAACAGCAGCAGAAGCGCAGCAGUGCUGCAGCAGGGGACGGAAGCGUUUGCUGCUUCGGCGGCGGUGCCACCUAGGAGAGAAAAAGCACCGGAAGCAGCAGCAGCAGCAGCAGCAGCAGCAGCAAGUACAGUAGAUAGGGAAGGCGUGCAGCAACGCCAGCAGCAGCAGCAGCAACAGCAACAGCAGCAACAGCAGCAGCGGGAGCAGCAGGAAGAUGACACGUCACCAUCUGCAGCAGCGAAAGCAGGAGCAGGGAAAGCUUCACACCGCAGCAGCGGAAGCAGUUUGCUGCUGAACAGCGAAGCGUUUGCUGCUGCUGCUGCUGCUGAUGAUGAUGAGAAUGAUGUUUGUGAUGCUGCUGCUGCCGAUGCUGCUGCUGCUGCUGCUGCAACAUCUGUGGAGGGGGGAGAGAGAGAGACAGAGACGAAUGCCCCCCCCCAACACAGCGAAGCGUCAGAGUCUGCAUCUGCUGCUGAUGUGUCGGUGCAUAAGCACGUGAAGUGCAGCAGCAGCAGCAGCAGCAGUAGUAGCAGCAGCAGCAGCAGCAGCAGCAGCAGCAACAGCAGCAGAAACAGCAUGGAUGCACACGCUUCGGAUGUUAAUUGGAGAAUGUGCGAUGACUCUGCAGCAGCAGCAGCAACAGCAGCAACAGCAGCAACAGCAGCAGCGAAGGGAGUCUCUGCUGCUGCUACUGCAAUGCAGGGUGGUGGUGCAGCGGCAGGCGCGAGGCAGCAACAGCAGCAGCAACAACAACAGCAGCAGCAGCAGGAGCAGCAUUCGUGGCGCUACAGCUUAGGAGCAGCCGAGACUGCAGCAAGCUCUGUCUGUACACCUGAGGCAGCAGCAGCAGCAGCAGCAAGAGUUGCGGUGUCUGCACAGCAACUGCUGCUGUCUGCAAGCCCCUCCCCUGUGGAUGCAUGCAAAUUCAGCUGCCGGGAGUUUUUGCUGCAGCACCCGCAGCAGCAAACAGCUGAAGCAGGUGCAGCAACAACAGCAGCAGAUGCUGCGCAGCUGCAACUUCUGCUGCAGCAGCUGGAGCAGCAGAUCCCGCCGGAGAAACUGCUGCCGCACCUGCUGCUGUGGUAUCGAGAGGCAAGCAGCAGCAGCAGGAACAGCAGGAGCAGCAGCAGCAACAGCAGCAGCAGCGGCAGCAACGGCAGCAGCGGCAGCAGCAAUUUGCUGCAGUUUGCGAAGACCCAAAGCGGAAGCCGGGACAGUGGAAAGCAGCCCGGAGCAGCAGCAGCAGCAGCAGCAGCAGCAGGAGCAGCAGCAGCAAAGAUUGCUGCUGCUGAGUUGCUGCUGCUGUCUGCCCGUCGCAGCGCGGAGAAGAUGUCUGCUGCUGCUGUCGAAGCAUCUAUCUUUUUCUGUCUUUCUUCUCUCUUUCCCUCACCCCAGUCAACAGAAGAAGAUGAAGAACUUUUUCAAUUCUUUGCUGCUGUGCUGCGCUGCAUCAGCAGCAGCAGCAGCAGCAUCAGCAGCAGCAGCAGCAGCAGCUGCAACAGCGGCAGCAACGGCAGCACAGGCAGCAGCAAAAGCGCCGCGGCAGCAGAUGCACCAGCUGCAGCAGCAACAGCAGCAACAGCAGCGGCAGACUCGGUGGCAUCCCUGUCACCCUCCGACGCAGCAGCAGCAGGAGCAACACCAGCAGCAGCAACAGCAACAGCAGCAGCAGCAGCAGCAGCAGCAGCAGAGAGAUGUAGAGCAUGCAUAGCAGGGUUUGAGUUGUAUUUGUCUCGGCAGCGAUUUCAUCUGCCGCUGCCGCUGCUGCCUCCUUCUUACCUUCGGUCGCAGCUGCUGCUGCUGUGGCGUUCAUCUGCUGCAGCAGCAGCAGCAGCAGCAGCAGCAGCAACAGCAGCAAAACCCCAAACGCGAAUCGCCUGUCUUUUCAACUGGCUUGCUGCACCAGACCUGCCCCCCUGGGAUAGGCCGUUGCUGCAGAGCCUUAUAGCUGAAUGUGCUGCUGCUUCUGGGCCUGCUGCUGUUGCUGCUGCUGCUGUUGCUGCUGCUCUCAACCAGCUGCAGCAGAGAAGAAGCUACUGCCCUCCUAGUGUAUUCUACAGCCUACAAGACCUGCAGCAAUCUGCUGCUGCAGCAGCUCUUCGGCAUGUGCUCCAACUUGCGGGAAUUUUGCCUCUGCUGCGUUUGUUCCGACGCUUCUUGCUGCAGCAGCAGCAGCAGCUGCUGCUGCUGCUGCUUUUGAGCUAUUCUAGACAACAGCAGCAGCAGCAACAGCAGCAGCAGCAGCAACAGCUGCAGCAGCAGCAGCAGAGGCAGCGGCCCCCGAGGUCUUGCUGGCUGUCUGAUGAUGCUGCGCUGUUUGCUGCAGGUUGCCUCUGA
Eimeria mitis is the source of this 3894-nucleotide messenger RNA. RefSeq lists its product as uncharacterized. The record is from RefSeq and is a predicted model, not a curated record. The transcript is spliced from 5 exons. Lineage: Eukaryota; Apicomplexa; Conoidasida; Eucoccidiorida; Eimeriidae. The coding region runs from base 1 to 3894 and encodes 1297 amino acids.